This is a messenger RNA of Priceomyces carsonii, 1002 nucleotides long. RefSeq names its product sphingosine hydroxylase (gene SUR2). Gene Ontology annotation, molecular function: sphingolipid delta-4 desaturase activity; iron ion binding. Bases 1 to 1002 code for a protein of 333 amino acids. Gene Ontology annotation, cellular component: endoplasmic reticulum membrane. The transcript has a single exon. The record is from RefSeq and is a predicted model, not a curated record. Gene Ontology annotation, biological process: sphingolipid biosynthetic process. NCBI's taxonomy places the organism in Eukaryota, Fungi, Ascomycota, Pichiomycetes, Serinales, Debaryomycetaceae.
AUGAAUACAUUUAAGGAGACAAUGACUAUACCGUCAAAUUUUUCAAACGUUGUUUCUGGAGCCUUAUACGAGAGUCCCCUUGUAAUUACCAAGAGACAAGAUUUGAUUAGCGGGAUUCCUGAUGGAAUACUUGCUCUUAUAGCACCAGUCAUGGCAUAUUGGACAUAUUCUACCUUUUUCCAUAUAAUCGACGUGUACGAGUUGGCAGAGAAGUAUCGGAUACAUCCUAGCGAAGAGGAACAGGCGAGAAACAAAGUAACUUUGGCAAACGUUGUGCAAGAUGUCAUUUUGCAGCACAUAAUUCAGACAAUAGUAGGGUAUGCUGUAUAUUGUUUUGACCCCGUUUCUACAACGGGCUAUGAAUUGUAUCAAAUGUGGGUCUUAAGACAAAAGUAUGUCCCAGCAUUCAUUCCAGACAGUGUGCUAUACUAUGGAUAUAUGUAUGGAUGGCCUAUUUUUAAAAUAACAGUUUCGAUGUGUAUCAUUGACAGCUGGCAAUACUGGCUCCAUAGAAUUAUGCAUAUGAACAAAACAUUAUACAGAAGGUUCCAUUCAAGACAUCAUAGACUAUAUGUGCCAUUUGCAUACGGUGCCUUGUACAAUGACCCUGUCGAAGGAUUCUUGUUGGAUACUUUAGGUACCGGUAUUGCUAGUUUUGUUACUGCGUUGACACCGAGGGAAGCUUUGAUUUUAUACACGUUCGCGACUUUGAAAACUGUCGAUGAUCAUUGUGGGUAUCGUCUACCGUAUGACAUAUUUCAAAUUAUAUUUCCAAACAAUUCCCUUUAUCAUGAUAUUCAUCACCAAGCAUGGGGUAUCAAACACAAUUUUUCGCAACCCUUUUUUACCAUCUGGGAUAAAAUGAGCGAUACACAAUAUAGAUUUGUUAAUGAAUACAAAGCUAUGCAAAAUCAUAUCACAUUAACUAAGUACAAGGAAUUUUUGGCGAAUCGGAAAUCCCAAGGUAAGAAGGGAGUUCAAGAAAAGAAAAAGGAUAUCUAG